Messenger RNA from Ectocarpus siliculosus, 2145 nucleotides. The record is from the annotation of a GenBank genome assembly. NCBI's taxonomy places the organism in Eukaryota, Phaeophyceae, Ectocarpales, Ectocarpaceae.
AUGCUUGAUACCCUGUCCUCAAAACAAAGGUCGAAACGCGAUGCCGAACACACCAAGAAACGAUACGACAAGUCCCGAGAAUGUAUUCGGAAGAUUAGGCUCCGAGUGUACAUCUGGUACGUUCUAUUUCGACGCGCCGUCAAGCUACGAGCUCCAGCUCGUUCCCAGCAGCUGCGGAUCUGCGCCGCCCGGAUGCCUCCAUCAGCGGUGGCGGCAUCGUUGAGGCCUCCGGGCCUUCCUCUCCCGGAAUCGCUCCGGGAGGUGGCCGUUGCUGACGGUAUGGUCCUUCAGAUCCCGGGGCUGUCAUUCCACUUCUCCAAUGACCCGACGUCGACACUUUUGGUGGAGACGUUUGGCACACUACAACUCUUCCGAAACCGUCGGGACACCUCUUCCUCUGACUGCCUAGAUGAUGGUGACGAGGGGCAUCGUCUCGUGCACCCCGAAGAAAUGGAACUAACGGUUACCAUAUUUUCGUCGGCACGAGCGUAUCACGGCCGAGGUGACCCGGGCGCUGCUCCCCCACCGUCCGGGGAGCACGCAAUGGACGCUACGGGAUUGGUGUUCAAGAUGAUGAUGACGUUCACACCACCAUCACCGCCCUCGGAGGGCCUGGGCCCGUCGAUGGCGGCGGGGGCGACCAUUAACCUUUCAGAUUUUGGCUGGCUCGGCAAUUCGACUAGGGCACUCGAUCUGUCUCAAUAUCUACACUCUCCUUCUACCGGUCGCAGCAGGGGUGACCUCCUGCCACCGGGAGGACCCGCCUUCGACCUGUUCGAGCCGGAACGGGAGCCCCCGGAUAACCUCCUGAUACCCCGAGGACAAGCCUUCGACCUGUUCGAGCCAGAACGGGAGCCCCCGGGUGAUCUCCUGAUUCCCGGAGGACCGGCCGUCGACCUAUUCGAGCCGGAACGGGAGCCCGUGGUUCAACUCCUGCACGCGAACGGGCCGAACCUAUCACUGCUUGACACGGUCGACGAGGAGCCCGCGUCAGGCGCGUUCGCGGAUCUUCGUUUUUUCACGCACAAGACCACCGGGGAAGUGUUCGCCCUGAAGACCGCAGAGGACACACCCGAGGGGAUUAAGAACAUCCUCGCGGAGAUCAACAUCCUUCGCGAGGUGAUCGGCAGCGCUCCUCGUCACAUUGUGAAGGCUAUUGAGACCAGAGCGACCCCAGUGGCCAUGAUACUCACCAAGGCGGAGCCCAGGACGUUGAGAUGCAUCGGAGACAGCCCUGGUGCUUCGAAUGCUGGCGACACCGUCAAGGUGCUUGACGGAGUCCUGACGGCUAUCGAAUUCCUUAGCUCCGAGGGGUUUCUGCACCGCGACAUUAGGCCUGAGAACAUCCACGUAUCCGGGGACGGAGAAGGACUUCUGGCCGACUUUGGCCUUUGCACCCACAAGGAGAUAGCGGUCCUUCCCUGGCAGAUCGGUGCGGGUACACCGGAGUACCAGGCUACAGAGGUGGCGACCACGGGGUCGUCCCUAUGCUCCGAGCUAUUCGCUGUCUCAGUCUGCUUCCUGGAAAUGAUGCUCAGCCGAAACCCGUUUGACGGGAAGGCAUUGCGGUUGGCCAGUGAACGGCGGAGGUCUUACCUCGAAGGGGUAAGAAAAGAGCUACUCCACGUUCUAUCACAUCAUGCCGAGGAUGGAAAUUAUCGGGGUCACCUUGCCCCCGACCACCACAUGGAAUCCCAAAACAACGAGCGCGAAGCACUAGCGGAGGCAUCCUCUAGGCUGGAAAACACACGCAGAACGGAAUGGCUCCUCGGCAUUCGCAGCGACGAAUGGCGGCCGGACGCGGAAGCUCUGUCGGCACUGGCCAGGACAGAAGUACCUCUGGAAGUGUACGUCGUGCCCAGCCAGGCCGACACCCGCUCACGGGAGAUCAAGGAGAACUGGGCGGGAGUCGAGGCGAAGAGUUCUCCUCGAAAGGUGUUCGAGGCGGCCGAUUGGACGGAAUGGCUUCCCGGCACCACCAGGGUGCCUUGCACCAAGGGUCUCCGCAAGAUCGUGUCUUUGGUGGUGGAGAAAGGCAUGCUAGAUCCGAACCCUGGCGGUAGACCCCAGACCACGGCCGCCUUGCAGGGUCUCCUCCACGAGGCCCUGAGGCUAUAUGAGACUACCGAGGCAGAAGGGGAGUAG